Molecule: messenger RNA, 447 nt
Organism: Echinostoma caproni
Lineage: Eukaryota; Metazoa; Platyhelminthes; Trematoda; Plagiorchiida; Echinostomatidae
Source: the annotation of a GenBank genome assembly
AUGGUGUCUUCAUCUCUUCCGCUUCAACCAAUCAGUUUAGCCAUGGUGGCCACGGAGUUCUUGGGUUAUAUUCAGUCUUUCUCGGUCUCCAAUUAUGUGGGUUUCGAGGAUUUGGCCGACCGAGCUAACUUCCAAUGGAAUGUGAUUGUACUGCUAAUCUGUAUGAUUCUGGUGACACUGCGUCAAUACUUUAUGACACCUUUAGUGUGUUAUUUACCGACCACCGUCAGCGGAGUGAAUGCGGAUUCGUAUAUUACCAAUUUGUGCUGGAUAGAAGGCACCUUUCCCAUCAAUCUAACUUCUGGUGUGGUCCCACACAAAGGCACUGAUUGGGACGCUCUGAAGCCAAUGCAAAUGAGUAAGUCCGGCUCUAUAUUUUCUUUAUCCACUUUACAUGAGCUGCACAAGCUUGUUAUUCCAGCCAUCUUUGUCGAGAAUUCAACGUAG